UCAACGAUCACGUAUAUCGAUUACAAGACGCUAAUUAAAUAUGUCAAUUAUAGCACGUUGCGCUUCUACUAAAGCGAGUACACUGUGCGUAGGUUUUACUGUCCGAUAAUAUCGCUCGUUCUUUUCCAAUGUGAUAUAUAACAACGGUUAACUUAUUAUUUAACGUUAAGAACAUGCGGAAUUAUAUUUUGAUAUCAUUUAUGAUUCUUAUAUUAUCUUUAUUUUAUCAUUAUCAAUUUAGUAAACCAAUCAGUAUCAUCGAAACUCCAAAUAGUUAUUAUGAUUAUAUAGUAGUUGGAGCUGGUACGACUGGUUGCGUGUUAGCAUCACGUCUAUCGGAUUUAACAAAUACCACGGUACUGCUUGUGGAAGCGGGUGGUUAUUUCAAUUGGAUGUCGGUGAUGCCGUUGAUGGCCCCGUUGAUGCAAGGAAGCAGCUUAGAUUGGGCUUAUAAAACAGAGACCCAAAAGUUCUCAUCGUUGGGACUUUGGAGUCACCAACAAUCGUUGCCAAGGGGUAAAGGAUUAGGUGGUAGCGGUCAAAUAAAUUAUCUCGUCCAUUCUUUCGGGAGAUCAAAUGAUUACAAAAGUUGGCCUAAGGGAUGGUCCUAUGGUGAUUUAAUACCGUAUUUUAAAAAAGUCACGGAAACCAUGAGCGUGACUACCGUUUCAUCGAACGAGCCAUUAGUUGUGGCCUUCAUGGAGUCUGAACUUUCGAUCGGAUCUAAUGACGCCACGUUUCAAAAGGCCAGUUAUACUGCCAAAAAAGGAAAUCGAUGGAGUACCUAUCACGCAUAUUUACUAAAUUCUUUGAAUCGAAAUAAUCUUCACGUGUUGAUGAACACUCUUGUUACUAAGAUAUCGUUUAACGAUACCAAAAUAGUUGGAGUUGAUGUACUUUAUAACAAUGCUUCACGUGGAAAAAUAAAUGCGAGAAAAGAAGUUAUUUUAUGUGCUGGUACCAUUAAUACAGUUCAAUUACUUAUGCUUUCUGGUAUUGGACCAAAACAAGAACUUAACAAAUAUGGGAUACGUACCGUUAGUAAUCUUCAAGAAGUUGGGAAGAAUCUUUUUGAUCAUUUGAAUAUUCCGAUAUACGUUAAUUUGAAAGCACCCGUUAGUUUGACAUUAAGAAAGAUGCAAUCGAUUCAAGAAAUGGCAAAGUACUUUAUCUUUGGAACCGGAUCAUUAUCGACCAAUCGCGUUUUGGCAACUGCACGUGUUAACGAUAGCGGUAUUAUUCUAUUCGGAAUGGCUUCUACUGAUGAAAAAUUAUUGAAGGACAUUGCUAAUUAUCAAACAGAGACUUUCAGAUCACUUUUUCCUGCAUACAAUGACACAGGACAUGAGGGUUUUUUAUAUCUCGCUACUUGUUUGCAACCAAAAAGUCGUGGUAAUAUUACAUUGAGAUCUCGAAGUAUUUUUGAUCAACCUAAAAUUGAUCCGGCGUAUCUUCAACACGACAAUGACGUUUAUUGCACUUAUAAUGCUAUCAAUUUGGCGGUGGAGACUUUAAAUUCAAGGAAAUUUCGUGAAUUUGGUGCACGAGUUCAUCUUCCGGAUUUUGAGGAAUGCCGACAUUUCAGACAAGAUUACAGAGAUUAUGAAUAUUCGGAAUGCGUUAUGAGAAUAGGUGGGGUAACCAGUCAUCAUCCUUGUGGUAGUUGCAGAAUGGGCAGUGACAAUAAAGCGGUUGUUGAUGAAAAAUUAAGAGUAAGAGGAGUAAAUGGUUUGCGAAUAAUGGAUGCAAGUAUCUUGCCUUCACCAAUUUCCGGUACACCAAAUUCCGUUUUGAUUGCAAUGGCGGAAAGAGCCUUCGAUUUGAUUUCUGAAAAAAACAAAUGAUUAAAAAGAAAAUGUCUUUACGUUUGAUAAUUCGAAUUAAAAAAAAACUCUUUCAAGGUGCUCCCCGUUUCAAAAAAGGGCCUCCCUCCAUGGGGCUAAAAUAAAAACAAACAAAGCAAGAAAAGGAAAUGGAAAUGGGAUAAAUGUUUAGGGG
This is a messenger RNA of Polistes dominula (European paper wasp), 1998 nucleotides long. RefSeq names its product neither inactivation nor afterpotential protein G. The record is from RefSeq and is a predicted model, not a curated record. Gene Ontology annotation, molecular function: oxidoreductase activity, acting on CH-OH group of donors; flavin adenine dinucleotide binding. NCBI's taxonomy places the organism in Eukaryota, Metazoa, Arthropoda, Insecta, Hymenoptera, Vespidae.